AUGGAGCGCUGGCCAGCUGCUCUAACUGGGCACCAGUGGGCCAUCCUGGGGUGCGCCGGAGUCCCACAUGCCACCCGAAAGGGCAUGGCUCUUCAUGCAGGCUUGCCCCCUCGCAGGGCUUCUGAUUGGCCCUGCGCCUGGGCACCCCCGCCCCCUGAGAAGUGCGGCCAGGAAGUCCCUUUCCUGGGGAGCCACGCUAUUCGGCGCUACCAUAGGCCCCACUGGUCGGGAAGAUGGACCAAUUUUGACAGACAAAUCCUCAGCAAAGUACUUAUGAGAAGAUCUGCUCAGAAAACUAGAGAUCGUAUUCUUAAAGUUUUCCGUGAGCUCAACAUGAAGGAUGCUAUUAGUUAUGUGGCUGAGGGAGAGCAAAGAGGUUCGUUGGCAUUCAUUCACUCUCCAAGUAUUGAACACACCGCCAAUGUGGACUUCAGCAUUAUCAACCAAAUGAAGGGAGAGACUUCUGUCACCCAAUUGCUGAGAGAAACUGCCAGUUCUGUCUGUCUUGAUAUGCAAGCAUUAGAACAGAGAAGGAAAAGCAUUCGAGAUUCAGAAGAUGUUUUUACCCAUCAUACUUUACAACUGUAUCUAUAUAAGCCCAGGCAAGAGCAAAAACUUCUGUACAGCCGUCAUGAAAUAACUCUGAAUGAAGAUGAGAAGCAAAAUAAAGAAAUUUUUCACAGAACUAUGAGGAAAAGACUUGAAUCUUUCAAGAGCACAAAACUAUAUUUGAAUCAUCAUAGGAAACUAAACAAAAUUCCCAAGAAACACCGUGGUGAAAAAGGGAAAAAUAGUAAUGUCAUACCAGAUGGAAACCUAUCUGCAUCUAUUUUAAAAGACAAAGGAAUUGAUAAUCCAGUAUUUUCAGCUGAUAUUGAGCAAAAUGCCAUCAUGAAGUUUACACCUUGGCAAUCCAGUGAUGAGAUGGUGGUACCUUCCCAAAGAGCCAGAGUACAAAUACCUUAUUCUCCAAACAGCUUUCAAAGACUUGCUCCCAUUCGAUUUAGCAACAGAUCCACAGAUUCUUUUUUGCAAAUAGAUGGUGCUGAAGAACAACCUAGGAUUUUUCUCCCAGAAUCAACUCACUUGUAAAUUAAGCAUACCUAAAGUUCUUACUUUUCAGUCACUCAAAUCUUCUGUGAUCUAGCAAAUAGCCAUUUUUCUUGUUCAGCGUAUCUUUGGUGUCCUUUUUCUUUAUUUUUUUCUGGGCUUGAAAAUUCUGCUUUAAAAUCAAUUAAAUAUAUUCUAUACUAAAGUAGGACAUGUUAAGUUUUUUGAUUAGGAAUACAAGUUAUUCGCUUGAGAGCUACAGAAUGAAGUAAACGACAUGAAAUGUGGGCAGAACUGAGUCUUCAGGGGCAUUAUUACUGUUAGUCCUGGGGUUACAACAGUAAUUGGGAUAGAAUUUCUGUCAUUAAGCAACAUUGUUGUAAAGCUCAAUGUCAUGUGACCUCAUUGGUUAGUAAUUUGGUUGAGCUAGGUGGCUAUAGAAAUUGAAUGAAUGACCAUAGUUAUUCCUUGUUAGCUUUCAUAAUUAUAUGCUUUAUAUUUCAAUCAGGAAGAUAUAAAUUAAUUUGCAGCUAGUUCUAUGUAUUUUCCUUUGGAAAAUAUUAUAUUUAUGACACAGUAAGCUAAAUUGUUUUAAACUUUUUCUGAUUUUGUAUUCACUUAUACAAUAUACCUGUCAAGUAAUAAAUAUGCACACAAAUUG
Messenger RNA from Crotalus tigris (Tiger rattlesnake), 1711 nucleotides. Its product is annotated as sodium/hydrogen exchanger 3-like. The record is from RefSeq and is a predicted model, not a curated record. Lineage: Eukaryota; Metazoa; Chordata; Lepidosauria; Squamata; Viperidae. The transcript is spliced from 8 exons. The coding region runs from base 1 to 1092 and encodes 363 amino acids. Gene Ontology annotation, molecular function: sodium:proton antiporter activity. Gene Ontology annotation, cellular component: membrane. Gene Ontology annotation, biological process: regulation of pH; sodium ion transport.